Molecule: messenger RNA, 1896 nt
Organism: Trypanosoma rangeli
Lineage: Eukaryota; Euglenozoa; Kinetoplastea; Trypanosomatida; Trypanosomatidae
Product: putative leucine-rich repeat protein (LRRP)
Exons: 1
Coding region: 1-1896 (631 amino acids)
Biological process (GO): mRNA splicing, via spliceosome
Molecular function (GO): U2 snRNA binding; protein binding
Source: RefSeq, a predicted model, not a curated record
AUGUUUCUUGACGUCUCAAAGGCGCCGGGGGAACACACCGCCCUUGAAGAUAUUCAGGAGUUGCAGAAGGCCAUCUUAUAUACGGAGCGAAAUAAGAUUGGCACACUCAAGUUGCAGUACAACAACCUCACCACGCUGAGCAUCUCCACCCCGUUGGCGGUGGCACUUAAGCACGUUACGUCUCUGACGGCGUCGUAUAAUUGCCUAAGCACUUUGCAAGGGUUAGAGGCCUUUGCUUUCCUGGAGAUUCUUGAUUUGAGUCACAACUCGCUGCGCGUACUUGAUGCACACUCGACGUCCAUACUACGUAGGCUGCGGUACCUGCGUCGCUGCGACUUCUCUUAUAACGAGAUUCGUCUCAUUGAUCUUGACAUUCCUCUUCACGGCAGAGAGAAUGAGGCACCAGAAAACGAUGAUGGUAGUGACUCCGUGACGCUGAGUGAUCUCACGGUGCUAAACUUGGAUCACAACCAGCUAAUCGACGUCCCAGACUUCCGAUGCAUGCCUUUUCUAGAGGAGUUGCACCUGGAAUACAAUCGUAUUGAGUGCCUUACGGAUCUUGAGAGUCGCCUCCCGCUUUUGGCGCUUACAUCCUUGUCGAUAGCUUGCAAUGUAUUGCGGUCUCUGCAGGAUCUUCUUCCCCUCACGGUACUGGCGGAAACCCUCAAAGUACUGGUUGUCCGCGGAAACCCCUGCAUGCAGACUGCCGCCGUCGCCAAUGGGUGCCCCGUGCGGUCCUGGCUGCUGUGGAUUCUGCCGCAACUGGAAACUAUCGACGACGUCCCCUUCACCUUGGAGGAGCGUCAGACGACGGCAGCGAUGUUUCGGCAACACGGCGAGCUUAGCCAUGAGGCUAUAGAGUUGAUGAAUAACCACCAAGAGCUGCAACUGGAGGCGUACCUGCAGAAGUUUGCGCUUCCACAGGUGCAGGGUGGGCGGCACACCGCUGACGUGAUGCCGGGAACAAAAAUGGAGCAACCCGCCGCUUCAUCGAAAGAGAGAGGCGCGUCAGUGUCGUCCUCGCUGGGAGGCAUGACAGCGCGCCUGCCAAAUGUGCUUAGCGCACCAAACGUUGGUCCAUGUGCUAGUGAGAGUUUGGCUCGGCCGCAGUCUGCUAAGACGGUUUUGCCGAUGAUGCAAAAGAAGCUGAAGCAGCUGUCAAACGUGAUGGAGGUGCUGUGGAAGGAAAGUAUGACACGGCGUAUGUUUGCUACUGUCGUGCUGCAAAAGUACGCACGUGGGUUUCUAACACGUCAGCAUCUUCCAGAGACCAUGCGAGAGAGUUGCGCACGCAUUAGAAGUAACCUGCGCUGCUCGCUUCGUAGGCAAGUGUGGAAUCUGCAGCCGCAACAAACGAUGACGACGAUGGCUUCUACUAUGAGUAAGAGCGAGGCGCAACGAUUCAAGAACAGCGGUGGUGACUCAAAUGAAAUGACGGUGUUAGCGAAGCAGAUGAGAACGUUAGAGUCCCAGAUACGUCACAUGUGGACUGUGAUGGAGGAUCUUUGUGACAUGUGGAAACGGCGGAGAAACGCUGCCGCCGUCACGAUUCAAAAGUACUACCGCGGUCACGUUGAUAGGAUGAAGUGGAGCCGUCUUAAGAGGCUCUACGACGAGUUUGUUGACUCCUUGCGUCCGGAGGUGGUCAUCAUACAACGGGUGUGUCGUGGGUACUUGGGCCGUCGGAAGCUCAUGCGGCGCCGCGCAAAAACCUUAGGGAUACGGCUCCUGAGAGCGGAGGUCGUGCAGCUGCGCCGCAUUGUGGAGGAGAUGCGGGCGUUUAUGGAGCAGAGCCAGCGGCGGCAGCGGCUGGAGCGGUACGUUGAUCCCGAGAAGGCGAUAGACGAUAUCGUCUCCACGUACGCCACCUCGCGCGCUGCACCUCCCCGUGAGUAG